GAUGGUGAUACUCCACUCUAUAUGGCCUGUCAGAAUGGACACAAGCACACAGUUGACGUUCUGUUGAAGAAUGGAGCAAAUGUUAAUCUUACCACUACAGUUGAUCCUCUCUCAUCUCCUCUGGGGAGUAGCUGCUGAAAAAGGUCACACAGAGAUUGUGGAGAAACUGAUAUCAGCUGGAGCUGUCAUCAACUACCAGAACAAGCUGUGGGUCCUGUGCCCUAAUACUCGACAA
Molecule: messenger RNA, 235 nt
Organism: Geodia barretti
Lineage: Eukaryota; Metazoa; Porifera; Demospongiae; Tetractinellida; Geodiidae
Source: the annotation of a GenBank genome assembly